AUGUCAUCAAGACCAGUGUCAGGUUGCACAGGACGCCAUGGAUCGGACCAAAAGGACACGUCAACCACUCGCCGUGGAAAUUGUCUCAUGCACUGCACCUACAACGCCAGGACAGUCUCCACCAAAGCCGAUCUUCACGCGAUUCUCGAAGCUGCAGGGCGCAUCAACUACCACGUAAUCGCCUUGCAGGAAACAAAGUCCAGGAAGACAGACGUGAGGCAGAUGAGUGAUUUCACACUCAACAUUCGUGGUGAGAAAGUUCCAUCACGAAACGUUAGAGAUUUGCCGUACACCCAUCUGUUGUCCAACUUGUCAUUCGCAUGA
This is a messenger RNA of Strongylus vulgaris, 324 nucleotides long. NCBI's taxonomy places the organism in Eukaryota, Metazoa, Nematoda, Chromadorea, Rhabditida, Strongylidae. The record is from the annotation of a GenBank genome assembly.